Molecule: messenger RNA, 2464 nt
Organism: Seriola dumerili (greater amberjack)
Lineage: Eukaryota; Metazoa; Chordata; Actinopteri; Carangiformes; Carangidae
Product: RILP-like protein 1
Exons: 8
Coding region: 152-1531 (459 amino acids)
Biological process (GO): cilium assembly
Cellular component (GO): ciliary basal body; cytoplasm
Molecular function (GO): protein dimerization activity
Source: RefSeq, a predicted model, not a curated record
UUAAACUGUCAACAGACUUAAACAGGUUCACACACCCCUCAUCUAGCUUGUGUAAACUCGUUUUUCUACAUUAAGAGUGAGUGUACUCGGAAUGUCAGAGGAAAGAGAGUUAUGUUUAAUGACGGAGGUGUAAAUAAAACAGAGGACAGACAUGGAAACCUGCGUUAUGUCAGCGCUAAACAAACCCGCAGCAGAGCUGACGGUUAUGGAUGUGUACGACAUAGCGGCGGUGCUCGGACACGACUUUGAGCGGAUUAUCGACAGGUUUGGGUGCGAGUCUCUUGUCGGGUUAGUGCCCAAAGUGGUGCGGGUUCUGGAGCUGCUGGAGGCGCUGGUGAGCCGCGGAGCCGCAGGACAGGAGGCCGAGGAGCUGCGGAGGGAGCUGGAGAGGUUGCGACAGGAGCGAAGCGACAGAUACGAGCAGGAGAGGAAACACCAGAAGGAGUUGGAGCUGGUGGAGGAUGUAUGGAGAGGAGAAGUCCAGGACCUGCUCUCUCAAAUCACUCAGCUUCAGGCAGAGAACAAGAGGCUGUUAGUGAGCCUCUCUCUCAAAGAUUCCCCCGUCACAGAGGAAGACCUGCAGAAACAGCAGGCAGGAAUGUCAGAAAAAGAAAGACAAGUAAUGAAGAAGCUGGAAGACUUGGUGGAUAAACAGAGAGAUGAAAUCCGGGCUAAAGACCAUGAGCUAACACUAAGAAACGAGGAUGUUGAGGCGCUCCAGAUGCAGCAGCAUCGACUGAUAAGGAUCAACCAGGACCUUCGUCACAGGGGAGGAGUGAUGGAAACCCAGGGCAAGGCACUGAUCCAGCAGAGGGCUGAGCUGGAGGCAGCAGCUCAGGCACGGCAGCAGGAGAUAGGGGCUUUGCAGUUGGAGGUCACAAGGCUGAGGAGGGAGCUCCGGGACUGGGAAUUGGAGAGAGAGAUCACUGAGAUAGCAGAGUGCUCUCUUACAAGAUCUGGGAUGUCACCACCUGCAUCACCACAUAUCACCUCCUCAGAAGCAGCACCAUCGAACUCCUUCAAACCAGAUUCAGUGUGGGUGGAGUGCAGAAGGGACCCUGUCUUCAUGGCGAACUGUUAUGACGGCAACAAGAGUCCUUCCCUUCUCUCAAGGUCAUCUAACAGAGAAAAUAAGGAGGUGGAGGGUGAUGAAGAUGAGGACACGACAGCUUUGUCACUGAAGGCGCCAACUGAUGCAGAGGAGGAGACAGAUAGCCUGGAGCAGGAGUCCGACAAACCUUGCUUCACUCUGCAAGAGCUACGGGACGUGCUGCAGGAGAGGAACGAACUGAAGGCCCAAGUGUUCGUGCUACAGGAAGAGCUGGCAUAUUACAAAAGUGACGAGUCUGAGGAUGACAUCGGUUCCAUUGUUUGUACUUCAUCUCCUCCACCGACCCACAGUUCCACUGAUCAACCUGAAUCAGGAAUUAGACGCUUGAUCUUCACUGCCAUAAUGCCAAUGGUGGCAGCUGGUUUGAUCGCAGAUGAUCCCACACUGUUGCCAAUCAGAAGACUUGUUUCCUUUGUAUGACCUUGCAUUUAAAUUCUCCCAGUACAAUUGCUCUUAUUUUCACACCAAGUCAACACCAGUUAUUUCUCUCAGCACAGUUUGCCAACAGACAUAUUUACAUGAAUUGUAAAGUACAAGUUUAGUGGCUGUAUUACUUGUAACUGUGAUGAAUGAACCACUGUUGUUUUUAGUGGCGUCAACUUUUGUAUUAUAUUUUGGUAACAUUUUAGCUAACUUGGUAAGCCUUGUGAGACAACUGGCCAAACCUGGACUUGCUUAUGUGUAUUUAUGACUUCUCAGGGUUUUGUGACUUCAGUCACCAUCUAUCAGUGCUUCACUUGAUAUAUAACAGUGUUAUGCUUCUUUAUUUGUAAUGCAAUACAUGCUGCUGUAUUGUCAAAUAACUUAGCAUCUAAUGUUCUCACUACAGUGCCUGCUCCUAGCUCAGAAAUGGUUUCACUUCAAUGCAUAAUAUAUUUGCUUGCCAGUAUGGCAAGUAGUGCCUGUAAUAUGGAUUAUUGAAUUGAGUUUUCACUUUAAAGUUCCUUAGUGGCCUCAGGAUAACACCAUCAUGAGUUAGAAAUAGGUCCAGCUGUCGUAAUACCUACAAAGCUGAUGAGACAUUAUGUCUCGUGAUAUUAAAAUGUAUCUGAUGGCAUAUAUGUUCUAUAUAUAAUCAUGUUAAAUAAGAUGUUUUAGUCUGGUUUCAAGGCUCAGUGAAUGAGUUAGAUGACCAUGUGCCUCUAUAUUCCUCUAAAAGACUAUGAUAUAAUGUGCUUAUUGCCUGCACUGAGUCAUCCUCUAAAUUUUUGAGGGUGUUACUUACAGCACUACAGUCUGGUACCGCACCUUCUUGUUUACACUAGUACAAUCACGCUGGUAAAACACCAGGAGAAAUAUAUUCCAACAAAAAUGCUUACUGUAAAAACAUGCUUUAACUAUCAAUCAAUUAGG